UGACCCUGUAUAUUGAGGCGUAGAUGUCAAGGCUGCGGCGUGCCAGAGGAGGUUAGAAUUGCAAUACGAGGUUGUCGUUUCGUCGUGUGCUUCGCUAUAAAGAUCGUUCCUUUCAGAUGAGGAUAUAAGGUUUGUGCAAGUCAUAGGAGGCAGGUGUCUGAAAUACUAAGAACAUAUUCUAAUGCAUUACACACACCAAGAAGAAUGCCUACAAAUAAAUAUCAGUGCAAGAGCAAUGUGAAGUUAACAUCAUUCUUUGCUUUGAUUGUUAACUUGCACUUCAGUUUUGCGUAUACAAAAGAUAACUUUAUUGUUGAAGGUGACAAAAAUUCACCAGUUGUAAAUCAAUCACAAAAUACAAUAUGUUCCAAAACUGCAAUAGGAGAUGAUCUGAAACCAAAUAUUGUCCUGAUUAUGGCGGAUGACCUGGGCUGGGGUGACUUUGGCUCAUACUGGCCUCACACAGCUUUGACACCAAAUGUUGAUGCCAUUACCAAGGAAGGAAUGAGGCUCACAGAUUUUCAUGCUAGUGCAUCGGUGUGUGCACCAUCUCGAAGUGCACUCCUCACUGGUCGACUUGGACUAAGGACUGGAGUUGUGCAAAACUUUGCUAAAGAUGCUGUCGGGGGUAUUCCUGAGAAUGAGACAACGUUGGCAGAAAUCUUGAGAGAUGCUGGAUAUAGGACUGCUAUGAUUGGAAAAUGGCAUCUGGGUACAUCACCUGGUCACCAUCCUAUAGAUAAAGGUUUUCAGGCCUAUCUCGGAAUUCCAUACAGUAUUGACAUGGGCUGUACUGAUCCACCAGGGGCAAAUUUACCAGCCUGUCCUCCCUGCCCCCAUGAAAAUAUGGUCUUCAACAAGGAGAAUGAUUGUUACAUUUCAUGUGAUGAAGAAUUGGCUCUUCCUUUGUAUGUAAAUAAAACAAUAAUACAGCAGCCUGCACAGUUAAGGCAUCUCUCAGAAAUGUAUGCCGAAUUUGCAGAAGAAUUUAUGUCAGAAAGGAAGGAGCCUUUCUUCAUGUACGUUGCAUUGUCACACAUACAUGUACCAUUGGCCCAUGGCCCUACAUUUGAAAAUAUUACUGGAAAAGGCAUAUUUGCUGAUACCUUGUUUGAGAUGGAUUGGCUCAUUGGAAAAAUUGUGAGAACAGCUAUGAGAUAUAGUAAAAAUAACUUGAUUUGGAUUCUGAGUGACAAUGGACCAUGGGAAGUAAAAUGUGACUUAGCUGGGUCAAGUGGCCCCUUUGUAGGAGCAUGGCAGCGAGAUGUGUUGCAUGGAGGUGGAGGAGGAAGUGCUGCAAAACAAACUGUUUGGGAAGGUGGUCACAGAGUUCCCAGCUUAGUGCUAUGGCCAGGAUACAUAGAGCCAGGAAGUAUGUCCAAUGCUUUGGUGUCUGCUCUUGAUGUUUUUCCAACUAUUGCUGCAGUAUGCAACAUCUCACUUCCAACAGACAGAUACUUUGAUGGUAUUGAUGUUCAAGGUAUCCUAACAGGAGAGUUGGAGAAAGCUCAUGAGGUGUUAUUUCACCCCAAUAGUGGAGCAGCAGGACCAGAAGGUGAAAUUGGGGCAGUAAGAAUUCAGGAGUACAAAGUUGUAUACUACUCUGGUGGCUCCCCAGAAUGUGGUGGCCGCACUGGUCCUUCAGUAUCACAUAUUUCAUCUCCACUUGUGUUUAACCUCAAGAAUGACCCUGGUGAGACAUACCCACUGAAGGUAACCAGCUCAGAAUGGAAGGCAACAGUGCAUGCAGCUGCGCAAGCACUUGCGUGGCUCCAUCAAAAUGUGCAGCAGGACAACACCAGCUCUGUAGACUACACUAAAGAGCACAGUGCUCGGCCAUGUUGUGAUAAAUACAGUCCAAUUUGUCGCUGCCCCUGGGAUUAGGCCAGUGUUCUGCUACAAAGUUUUGCCAUGGCCACAGGAGUAUGCUUUCAGGUGACUGUGAUUUUGUGUGUGUGUGU
Molecule: messenger RNA, 1961 nt
Organism: Schistocerca americana (American grasshopper)
Lineage: Eukaryota; Metazoa; Arthropoda; Insecta; Orthoptera; Acrididae
Product: arylsulfatase G-like
Exons: 11
Coding region: 205-1884 (559 amino acids)
Molecular function (GO): arylsulfatase activity
Source: RefSeq, a predicted model, not a curated record